Aspergillus ochraceoroseus IBT 24754 is the source of this 1935-nucleotide messenger RNA. Its product is annotated as ankyrin repeat and BTB/POZ domain protein. Gene Ontology annotation, cellular component: ubiquitin ligase complex; cytoplasm. Gene Ontology annotation, molecular function: protein binding. NCBI's taxonomy places the organism in Eukaryota, Fungi, Ascomycota, Eurotiomycetes, Eurotiales, Aspergillaceae. The transcript has 3 exons. The coding region runs from base 1 to 1935 and encodes 644 amino acids. The record is from RefSeq and is a predicted model, not a curated record.
AUGCUGCGCAAAGAUCAAUUGGAGAUCAGCUUGCAUAAUGAGCAGCAGCUGAUCCGUGAGGGGACUAUCAAGGACGACAACCCUUUGGAUCUAAGCGCCCCCUUUCGGGAACUCUGUGAAGCCUGUCGUAAGGGGGAUCUUAAGGUUUGUCAGGAGAAGAUUACCGAGGGAGUCAAUAUUAAUGCACGGGAUCCUUAUGACUAUACGCCCUUGAUUCUGGCAAGUCUCUGUGGUCAUUAUGAAGUUGCUCAGCUACUUCUGGAGUCUGGAGCAUUGUGUGAAAGAGACACCUUUCAGGGUGAGAGAUGUUUAUAUAAUGCUUUGAACGAUCGUAUACGAAACUUGCUCCUCCAGUAUGAUUACUCGAAGUCGACAGAUCCUCUCCAGCCUCUCGCUGCCCAUAUAGCGUCACUUCUCGUGCGCGAACAACCUAAAACUUCCGAUAUAACCGUGACAGCAGCCGAUGAGUCUCUAUUUUUACACAAGUUCCUCUUAGCUGCACGCUCGCCUUACUUUCAUCACAAGCUAGAAGCUGUGCCGGACACUACAAUAUGGAAGCUCCCUAGUAACAUACCGCCACAGGCAUUUGGGACUGCUAUCAAAUAUCUCUACCUGGGAGAGGCACCUCGUGAUUUGAGGAGCGGACCAGGAACAGGGUUUACAGAAUCAGAAGUUUUUUCUGGGAUCGAUAAAAUUGCCAAGUACCUCGAAAUCAGCACCCUUCUAGAUAGCAUCCUCGACAGCAGUGACAGACGGCUGGCCCGGCAAAGGAGAACAAUGGAGCUUGAGAGAGGAAGGGACCAGCUUGAGGAAUGGUUCCGAAAGAACGUCCUCCGAAAUAAAAUCGAAAUCGAAACAUCCAAGGCGAGUGAUGUCAAAUGGGGGCAUAACAAUGCAGUUUUUGCAGAUGUUUUGCUCCAAGCUGAUGAACUCCCUGAGGAGUCAGAAGAUUACCCGAACGGAGAUACUGGGUCAACUGAGAAUAUUGAGUCGACUGCUUUGCCUAUCGGACCGGCAGGGCCAUCCGGCAAGGAAAACCCUGUACAAAAGUCAACCUUGUUCCCGUGUCACAGAGCGAUACUUCUGCGCUCUGAGUUCUUCCAAACCAUGUUCAGCUCCCCGUUCCGAGAAGCCCAUAUGGGCGACCAUCUGCACAUUAUUCCAGUAGACUGCUCCCCGGAAGUUUUGGAGAUUAUCCUCUCAUUCCUGUACACUGAGCGGGCCGACUUUCCGCUCGACGUUGCAGUUGAUGUGUUGUAUGCGGCUGAUAUGUUGUUCAUCGAGAAACUGAAGACCCGAGCUGCUGUCGUGAUCAGCACGCUUGGUAGUGGUAACAUGUCACAAGCAGAAGCUGCGAAGACCCGAGGCGAAGACGAGGAUUAUUUGGAUAUUUACGCCAUUAUUCGGGCAGCGUGGAUGACGAGAGUCCAGCGCCUGGAAGAAUUUGCUGCCCGAUACCUUGCAUAUCGUCUUGAGGCCCACAUAGACUCUCCUGAGUUCGCCGAGCUUAUUCAAGAGUCUGCGUCCCGUAUUCGGGGACGACAAGAAACCGACUCUAUCGAAUUGCUGGACGACAUUAGAUUCUAUCUAGGGGAGCGUUUCAGACUGAGGUUUGAUGACGCGGGUAUUGAAGAGAUGAUGGAGGAGCAGAUGCCGCAACAGCAGCCGAUGGAGACCAAUUCUGCUGAUGGAAGUAUUGAGAAGGUCACCAGUGGUGUUGAGGCAAUUGAUCUUUCUCAAGACCAUUCCGCAUCUGUCAAUGGUAAUGGUUCAGCGCAACCCCUGGUUUCGAACGGGGCAAAUCACGACGAGCCUGUCAUUCGGACCCUGGAUGGUGAGAUUGCAGUUGAUGAAUUCACGAAGGACGCAAUCAACUACCGGAUCCUCAUGGACAAGCUUGACGAUAUUCUGGAGAGCUUGAAUCUAGACGCCUAG